Molecule: messenger RNA, 2244 nt
Organism: Dromiciops gliroides (monito del monte)
Lineage: Eukaryota; Metazoa; Chordata; Mammalia; Microbiotheria; Microbiotheriidae
Gene: FIP1L1
Product: factor interacting with PAPOLA and CPSF1
Cellular component (GO): mRNA cleavage and polyadenylation specificity factor complex
Molecular function (GO): RNA binding
Source: RefSeq, a predicted model, not a curated record
AGGCGCAUACUCAGGCGCACGCGUACCUGGCCAGGCUCUCCACACAUCGCACCGCUCAGGUCGGGUUGCGAUUGCGCGAGCGAACCUGUACCGCGGGGGGCUCGUCAUCACGAUCGCCGCCUUCGCUCGCUACGGGACCGGCGCUCCAGUGCAGUUCCCGGUCUCGCGCCCUCACGCCCCGCCUCGGAAGCGGAGCUGAGGGGAAGGCCCGGCUGGUGGUCCCGGCUUCUGUUCUCAGUCGUAGCCCGGGCCGCCAUGUCGGCCGGGGAGGUGGAGCGGCUGGUGUCGGAGCUGAGCAGCGGGACCGGUGGGGAUGAGGAGGAAGAGUGGCUCUAUGGCGAUGAAAAUGAAGUUGAAAGGCCAGAAGAAGAAAAUGCCAGUGCUAAUCCUCCAUCUGGAAUUGAAGAUGAAACCACAGAAAAUGGGAUAUCAAAACCGAAGGUGACUGAGACGGAAGAUGAUAGUGAGAGUGACAGUGAUGAUGAUGAAGAUGAUGUUCAUGUCACCAUUGGUGAUAUCAAAACUGGAGCACCACAGUAUGGGAGCUAUGGAACAGCACCUGUAAAUCUUAAUAUCAAGACAGGAGGAAGAGUUUAUGGAGCUGCAGGGACAAAAGUCAAAGGUGUAGACCUUGAUGCACCUGGAAGCAUUAAUGGAGUUCCACUGUUGGAAGUAGAUUUGGAUUCUUUUGAAGAUAAACCAUGGCGGAAACCAGGUGCUGAUCUCUCUGAUUACUUUAAUUAUGGUUUUAAUGAAGAUACGUGGAAAGCUUACUGUGAAAAACAAAAGAGGAUACGAAUGGGACUUGAAUUAAUACCAAAUAAAAUUACGGCCGAAGACUAUACUAUGGAAGUUACACCAGGUGCAGAGAUCCAAGAUGGCAGAUACAAUCUUUUUAAGGUACAGCAGGGCAGAACUGGAAAUGCAGAGAAGGAAACAGUGCUACAGUCUGCCAAAACUGAGUUUACAUCUCCUCCUUCUCUAUUCAAAACAGGACUUCCUCCAAGCAGAAACAGCACCUCUUCUCAGUCUCAGACAAGUUCUGCCUCCAGAAAAGCCAAUUCAGGCAUCGGGAAGUGGCAGGAUCGAUAUGGGAGGGCCGAAUCACCUGACUUAAGGAGAUUAUCUGGCACAAUUGAUGUAAUUGGUCAGACUAUCACUAUUAGCCGAGUAGAAGGAAGACGGCGUGCAAAUGAAAAUAGCAACAUCCAGGUUCUUUCGGAACGACUGCUGCUGAAGUAGUCAGACAAUUGUAGCAAACCCCACCUCCAUUUUUUCCCUCCAGGAGCUCCUCCUACUCAUCUCCCACCACCUCCAUUUCUUCCUCCUCCUCCAACUGUCAGCACUGCUCCACCUCUGAUUCCCCCCCCAGGUAUUCCAAUAACUGUACCACCUCCAGGUUUUCCUCCUCCCCCAGGAGCUCCUCCUCCAUCUCUUAUACCAACAAUAGAAAGUGGGCAUUCUUCUGGAUAUGACAGUCGUUCUGCUCGUGCAUUUCCAUAUGGCAAUGAUUUUCUUUCGCAUCUAUAUAUUUGGAUUUCCAGUCAGUUCUCUCCUAUUUCUUUGGUGAAAUUUGCCUCUGGAAUCAAGUUGCUUUUCCUCAUCUUCCUGGUUCUGCCCCUUCAUGGCCUAGUCUUGUUGAUACCACCAAACAGUGGGACUACUAUGCCCGGAGAGAGAAAGAUAGAGAACGAGAGAGAGAACGAGAUCGAGAAAGAGAUCGCGACCGUGAUAGGGAAAGAGAACGUACCAGAGAGAGAGAGAGAGAACGUGACCACAGCCCGACGCCAAGUGUUUUCAACAGUGAUGAAGAACGAUACAGAUACAGGGAAUAUACAGAAAGAGGCUAUGAACGUCAUAGAGCGAGUCGAGAAAAAGAAGAGCGACAUAGAGAAAGAAGACACAGAGAAAAAGAGGAGACAAGACACAAGUCAUCUAGGAGUAAUAGUAGACGACGCCAUGAAAGCGAAGAAGGGGACAGUCAUAGGAGACACAAACACAAAAAGUCGAAGAGGAGCAAAGAAGGAAAAGAGGCUGGCAGUGAACCUGCCCCAGAGCAGGAGAGCACUGAGGCCACCCCUGCUGAGUAGGCCCGUAGUGCUUUCAUUAAGGCCAGAACUGGCUGCUUUAAAUCUUGUUCUUUUUCUGGAUAAUGUUCAGAAAUUUCUGCUUAAUCUUGUUCUGUUAGUAUAAAGAGAAAAGGUUAAUUUUUUUUUCCAAAAUAAAGUGAAUUUUUCAUGUCAA